Castor canadensis (American beaver) is the source of this 9558-nucleotide messenger RNA. It is a transcript of the gene Psd3, whose product is annotated as pleckstrin and Sec7 domain containing 3. Gene Ontology annotation, biological process: regulation of ARF protein signal transduction. Gene Ontology annotation, molecular function: protein binding; guanyl-nucleotide exchange factor activity; phospholipid binding. Lineage: Eukaryota; Metazoa; Chordata; Mammalia; Rodentia; Castoridae. Gene Ontology annotation, cellular component: ruffle membrane. The record is from RefSeq and is a predicted model, not a curated record.
AAUUGUGUUGCUAUUUGAAAUGUUAAUGAAUUGCUUGCCUGGCCAAUUGCCAUUUGUUCCAGUGUGUGAGAGAGAGAGAGAGAGAGAGAGAGAGAGAGUGUGUGUGUGUGUGUGUGUGUGUGUGUGUGUGUAAAAGAGAGACGAGUAGCAGGGGUGGGAUUGCAUUUUUUUUUUUCCCUCUUUGCAGCCAGUGACGUGAGCUGUGCCUGGAACAAUCAGACUCGCUGCAAACAGGGUAGUUGAAGAUGCUGGGGGAGGCAGGCUAAAGCGGCUCACAGCGCUUGGGAGCUGCUCAGGCACAACCAGCUGAGCUCCUCCAAGCGUUACAGCCUUGUCACGGGUGGAAAGUGCCUUUUGAUUUCUCCAUACCCCUUCCCUAGUGGACCUUCAAAAUGAUUGGCGUGAAUAGUGUUCAGAGUACCAGCAAGGUACGGGUGAGGACUUCAGGUUCUGUGAAAUAUUCCCGGGAGGAUUCUAUCCGGCGGCAGUCCCACAGGUCAAAGUCUAUGAAAAUUUCCAACUCCUCAGAGUUUUCUGCUAAGGAGACCAAGGCUCUGUACAAUUCAAUCAAGAAUGAGAAGCUUGAAUGGGCAGUAGAUGAUGAAGAGAAAAAAAAAUCUCCCUCAGAAGGUACUGAUGAAAAGGCUAAUGGAACACAUCCAAAGACCAUCAGUCGUAUUGGGAGUACGACUAACCCAUUUUUGGAUAUUCCUCAUGACCCAAAUGCUGCUGUGUACAAAAGUGGAUUCUUGGCUCGGAAAAUCCAUGCAGAUAUGGAUGGGAAGAAGACUCCAAGAGGAAAGCGAGGAUGGAAAACCUUUUAUGCUGUCCUGAAGGGAACAGUCCUUUACUUGCAAAAGGAUGAAUAUAAGCCAGAAAAGGCCUUGUCCGAAGAGGACUUGAAAAAUGCCGUGAGUGUGCACCACGCCCUGGCAUCCAAGGCCACCGACUACGAGAAGAAGCCCAAUGUGUUUAAACUUAAAACUGCCGACUGGAGGGUCUUGCUUUUUCAAACCCAGAGUCUGGAGGAAAUGCAAGGAUGGAUAAACAAAAUCAAUUGUGUUGCAGCUGUGUUUUCUGCACCUCCAUUUCCAGCUGCCAUUGGCUCCCAGAAGAAGUUCAGCCGCCCACUUCUGCCUGCCACUACCACAAAAUUAUCUCAGGAGGAACAGCUGAAGUCCCAUGAAAGCAAGCUGAAGCAGAUUACGACCGAGCUGGCUGAGCACCGCUCAUAUCCCCCUGACAAGAAGGUUAAAGCCAAGGAUGUAGAUGAGUACAAGCUGAAAGAGCACUACCUGGAGUUUGAGAAAACCCGUUAUGAAAUUUAUGUCAGCAUUUUGAAAGAAGGAGGCAAGGAGCUCCUGAGUAAUGAGGAAAAUGAGGCUGCAGGACUGAAGAAGUCUCACUCAAGUCCUUCACUGAACCCAGAUUCUUCUCCGAUCACCGCCAAGGUCAAGCGUAACGUGUCAGAAAGGAAGGACCACCGACCUGAAACACCAAGCAUUAAGCAAAAAGUUACUUAGAAUCCGUCUGUGGCCAGGAAGUGCUGGUCAUGGAGCAAAAUAGGGUUUUUCAAGAUCUUUCUGGUAAUCCGUGAAUACAUUAAAAAAAAAAAGUCUGUGACUACAUGGUGCAUUAGUAACUUUUUAUAUUUGUAUAUUUUUGUUAGUUUCUGUAUAGAUUGUCUUUGCUCUUGGUUUCUUUGCUUUGAUGAUUUUUUGCAACUUGCUAACUAAUGCACCUUCUUGUGAGGGGCAGAGGAUCGUGAUUUCAGAAUGAAUUACGUAUCCCUUCUCCUUUGGUUUUCUCUUAUUUGCACUCUGCUGGUUGUUUUAUGUGUUUUCAGUCAAGUGUUAUCUUUUUUUUAAGUUGAAAACUUUACUCCAUUGUGAAACACUUAACUGGACAGACAUUGUGGUUUAGUAAAUUCUAGCCAGAGUUCAUAUAAGCCUUUAUAUGUGAAUUCCCGCCCAGCCGGAGAGGUAAAGUUGAGUACUAGGGUUGCUCACAUAAGCAUUCCAGUGCUGGGAGUCACGGAGUCCCGUGUGAUGCAGCCAUGCAUCAGUGUUGAGUUCUGACCCCGCUGGAAGCAGGGUAAUGGGGGCUUGAGAUGGCAGGACUAGAGAACUUAGGGAAGCAGGUUAACAUGCUUGAAGUGUGGGUUCCAUUGUAGCCAAGCAAGGGAAAGAAAAAAAAUAGAGUGACAUCAAGUUAAUGUUGUCUUCUAAAGGACAGUGGCAAUAGUUGACUUGGGGAGCUGCAGCAGUGGAUGUGCAUUUGGUCUUUGGAAAGAUGUUACCUCACUCCCACAGGGUCUAAACUAGAAACUCAGAAUCAUCUCUACCCAUGAUACCCUUCCAUGCAGGAAUAGGUUGUUUUUCACUCUACACACACAUAUGGAGGAAUGGGGUCAUCCCCUGGUUGUAAGAAAAUAUUGUUGAAAGUAGAAUCCCUUUUGUUCUUUCCUUAAGUCAGGACAAAACAAGGCAGAAACAAGCUGCAGUUCUUCAGCAAUGCAUAUUUAUUCUGUAAACUAAAUCUGAAAGUAAUAGACUGGAUGAAUUGUGGUUGGAAAAGGGACAAAUUUGCCAGUUGCAUAUGCAGAAUUUUUUAGUUUAUUCUUAUCUCAGUCUCUUAGAUAGCCACUUCACUCUAUCACUAUUAAACUUGCUCCUAAAUAUUCUUUGUCUUUUUUAAAUCAUUUCUUUCUGUGUACUCGAAAUAGUUCUAUUUACCUUAUAGUCACAAGCUUGCUCCAGUGGCAGUCCCUUUGUAAUUCAGGGUAAUAAGCAAAAUACUCUUUUAUAUAGGAAGAGAAAGGAGUGAAAGCUGAACCCUCUGUGACAUAAAGUUUGGAUUUCUAACCUUGAAGCUCUCUAUUCCCUAAGGCUGUCAUCUUCCCAAACAGCACAACUUUAAAACUAAUGGGAUCACUUUGAAUAUGUUUUCUUCCCAUAGAAAUUUUCUCUACUUCUAUUUAGUUUAUUUGUUAAAGGUACUAUGACCAAAGAAUCUGCUGCUCUGCAUGAAUAGCAUGGUUCAGGUGAAUUAGCAAAAACCUGCUAGAAAACCAUGGUAGUUUCUAGUGAUAUAUUGUUAGGAUGUGUUAGCCUACUAUAGUUACGGACUGUUUAUUAACGUUUACUUCCUUUACCUAUAUAUAUAUGUCCAAAUUGGCUGGUACCCAAGGAAGUGUAGCCCCUCUUCAAAGUUGUGGUAUUUUACCACACCUUUAAGAAACUUCUCCUUGUUUCUUGUUUAGGUACUGGAAAUGACUAAAUCUUUGUUUAAGAACCGUGAAACAAACAUGAUAGUUGCCAAUGUGGUCUCUCUACCUGAAUCAUUUUUGUCACUUCUUAACUAAAUCCACAAGCAAAUUCCCUUUCUUCCUAAAAGCUCAAUUAUCAGUGUUCAUUUUUCUGCCUACAUAUUUGUACUAGUCAAGGGGAGAGAGGUACCGAAACCCUGUCAUCUAUGAGCAUCAAUGCCUAAAGAACAGGUACUGUGUGAAUGUGUUCGCCCACUGUGUGUGUAUGUAUAUAAAAUGUUUGGGUGUAUUUUCCUUAGAGUAUGUAACAUGCAUUGGAUGGUACCUUGCUGCAGUAUUUCUGACAUUUGGAGUAGUCUUGAAAUACUUGGUGAGCAUCUACUAUAGGACUCACUCCAUGUUGGCUCUAGGACUUCUGGACGUGCUCCUAGAUAAUCAGAUGACAAGGGCCCUGUAGAAGCUGCAGAAUGCCAUGUCUGCAUCAUUUUUCUUUGAAAACAACCUUAAUGUUCUUUUGUGAGCCAGGAUCUCAGACUGCCCUAGUGCAAUGCUAUCCGUCUUCAGGGGCUAGGCUGAAACCGCCUUUUCCCUGCAGCCUCUGGAAGCAUGCCGUCUGCUAUCACUGCGCGUAGCAGGCCAAGAGUGUAUCCUGUGGGAGGAAAUGGCCGCUGAUCUGACUGAAUUCUGAAAGUCUAGUCCAUAGCCAGCCACCCUUUUCCUUUGUGACCACUUCUUUCCUCUGGCAUCAGAAAUGUGGAAGGCAAUUGCUUUCACUACACCAAGACGGUUGCCCAAUUCACGGUACAGGGAGUUCUCCCCUCUCCUUUCCUCCAGAAGGUACACCACCAACCCCCUUCCCACUCCCACUUCUCACUCCUACCUUAGGGUCUGGGAGCCUUGGAGUGUCUGUCCAUGUAGUAAAACAUUAUUCCUCUUUGUAUAAAUACCUUUAAUAAUAAUUUUUAGUGCAGAGAAUCUUGAUAAGUCAACAAAAGACCUUGGUGAUAGUCUUGCUGCAAAAUUGACCACAAAAGUAGCCCAAGCGUGAAAUCUAUAAUAUUUGGUUUACCCCUAACUUACAUGCUGGCGUUUACAGGGAGGAAUCAGAAUUUAGUUACUGGCAUGAAGAGUCCUUAUUUUAUUGCCAGACCAUAGCAUUUCUGAAAUGUACUCUUUAAAAACAUCAUUUACCUAACUCUUAGUCUAAUUAAACCCAGCAUUACUUUUGUGCAUUUUAACUAAUCUCAGUAAAACCAACAUGUGGGGGAGUCCUCUGAUAGAAAUAGCUCCUGGAUUAUAUGUAACUUUUUUAAUUGCUCUGAGGUAAAGCGGAUAGAAGGCAUUUUUCUCAUGCAGUAGCCUGUGCUUAUUUGCAAUGCUCUCUUUGCUGCUCCAACCCGAUCAGAAGAUAAGAACUAUUUCUAAGGCAGAAGUGACAGGAGGGAACUAAUUCUGGAAGAAAAUCUGGCUGGCUUUCCAAGGCUCAGCUAGGUUGUGUUUCACCCAAAGACCAAACCACAGAACUUCUGAAGUUGGGGGAGACGGGAGACGUUACGUAACUGGUAAGGAACGAGGCCUUUGCUACCUAAGCGUAGUUACACAGGCCCUCCUUUGCCUAAUACUCCCUUAUCAUGUAAAGAACCAGGAAGAUGUUCAGAGAUAAAGGCAGGACCUGUUUUUUUCCUGAGAUGCACCUCUUCUCUGCCCUUUUACAGUCUGAAAGAAAACUGACCCUCUACAAGUCAGUUUCUCCAUUGUCUUGCCCUCAAGACCUUCCUGUGUUCAGUUAGUUGUCCUUGGAAUUUGAAAUGUUUGGCAUGUUUUCUGGUAGUUAAUAGCUUAAAGUUAUUUCAGCCUCAGUUUACAGUAAAUGUCUUAGAUCUGUAGGUUGAAAUCUCUGUAGUUAGCUUUUGUGGAUUCAGUCAAGUUUUUAGCAGGUUAAUAGCCACCUUCCUUGAUUUUAGCAAAGAACAAUUCCUUCACUUUCAAAUGACAGGAUUUUUCCUAGUUUAAAAACUAGCACUGUAAACCCAAGAACCAAUGUGGCAUCCUCGCACUGGUUCAAAGUAAGCUCAUUCAAGAAUGGCGGUGCGACUUUGGGUGUAAAUAGGAUCUGCUUUUGUUUCAGAACAUCGGGUCUAAGUUACUCAGAUAGGAAGAAAGGUGAGCCUGUAGGCCUCCCUUGCUCCUUUUCAUUCACAUAGGCCAGGUUGGUGGUUGGCCCCAGGUCAGCAGAUCAAUCUCCACCCUUCUUUUGACAUCUUAUGCCAUCAAGUCAUCCAGAGGACUUUGGAGAUCACCAUAGAAUAAUCCCAGUAUAAAUUGUUGAGAGAGAUAGAGAGGUAUUUUGUUACAGUUUCUGCUGUCGGGUUCCUUUCCAUUCCUCACCCUUGAAAAGAGGUUUGAAGUCCAAAGUCAUCCUCUUCUUGUACCUACAGUAUCCAGAAUUCAAGCAGGCAGCCUUCUGCAUAGGACAAUAACUGACCCAUUAUAUGUCUUCAUAGAGAAAAUGUCAAUAAAUACUUGAAUUUGCAUGAUAGUUUUUUGACUUGAAUGCAACAGCAAGGAAAUAAUUGCAAGUUUGUUGUAUAUACAGUAGGCUUCCUUAGGUCACCUUGGUGCAUCCUUUGUAAUUUAUGUGUGAUCUGUUGUAUUGCAGGCUUUUGAAGAAUAUUUGUGCAGAUAGUAUGUCAGAUUUCAAAGAAAAUGCUUUCUGUCACCUUCCAUUGUAUUUGUGGCCAUUAUGAUUGUAUGUGUAUAUGCAUCAGUGUGUAGGUGUAUCAGUAUAUGGUAUAUGUACAUUGAAAUUAUUUUAGUCUUUAAUGACCAGUGUGUUAUGAAAAUCAAGUAAAAACCUCAUAGGAUUGAUUGUAUAGUACAACUGAGAGUACAUAUAGUGGUAUUGUUUUUAUUACAUUUCAAUUCAAAUGAUAUUUUGAUUAAAUUUUAUGGUAGAAAAUUUCAUCUUCGAGCUUUGAAUCACCAGGGCAAAAAUGACUUUCAACUAACCUUGUGAAUCUGUCAAAGUAUACAGUGUGCAAUACCGAGGGGGUAGCUCAUUGUAAUUUAGGAAAUACAGAAAAUAAAGGAGGGGAAAAGCCGGCUGGUGCAGUCUUAGCAACUUUAGUGUUAAGAGCACUUAAAACAUAAAGUUUAACUGACAGUUUGGGGCUUAUUACAAAAUGUGAUGCUUUAGAGCACACGUUCUUUAUUGUUGUAAUUAGUCCAGAAAAUACAGCUUUCAGAAGAACUAAGUAAGUCCUCAGCAUAUCAUUUAUGUACCUAUGUGUAUUUAACAGUAGAUCAAAUCACUUCCUGGUGCCGUACCCUACCUUCUUUGCUUUAAAGGAAUAUCACAAAUGCUGAAGUAUAUCAGGGCAUCGCAAGAUCGGGUACUGUAUUCCAGGUUUGCAGUUGCACAGAUUAGCAGCUAGUGUCACAAGUAAAAAGGACAUUAGGACCAGGUUAAAACUUUAUUUAAUAUUUUUAUACUUAGGUCUCUUUUUGCUGCCUCUCCCCAAAGAAGAGCCACUGGCCUUAGUUGUUUGACCUUUAUUGCUUAUAUUAUAGAGUGUAAAUAAAUAACUAGAGAUUACAUUUUUAUUAACUAGCAUGUUUGGUGUAUCUAAAGCAGCGAGUGAGUGUGUUUGAGUGCGUGGUUGAGUGCAGUGUCUUUUGUUUGAACGUGCUGCCGUCUUGUCUUUGUAUCUGAUUCAGAGAAUUGGAAUUGUGGGUGAGAUACUCAGUCUUCAGCUCCAAGCUGCAGUAGUGUGUUGGUAGUUAUACUUGAGUUUGCUUUUUUUUUUAAUUGACUCUACAGUCUCAAACUAUUUUUGCAAAUAUAUCAUAGUUCUUAAUUUGUUCUUGACAUAGAGUGGACUAGCUCUGCAACUGAUAAGCAGGGUCUUAGUUCUGCAAAAGCAUUUCUUUCUAUGAAUUAUUUGUGGUUUUCAGAAACAGCUAUUUGAUUCAGAAAUCAUAUAGCAAAGGAGUAGUAGAAAUGAGUUUUAUUUUGGGCCUUAGUUAUUUAAAAUGUUUGUACUUAGAAAGCCAUGGAAGUUAUAAAGCCAAGUAACCAUUUGACAUGAUAAUAAUAUACACUCUAUAGAGAAUAUAUACGCACAUUGAUUUUUAAUGCUUUUAGAAUAGUUUUAUAAAGGUAUAGAAGCAAGAGUAAGUAGACCAAAUUGAAGUGGAGGAGUGUGCUGGCUGCCUUCCAUUCUGGUUAGCUAUGUAUGUGUUCAAUCUUCUGCUCUUAAGAGAUUCAGAACCAGUUUACUGUCCCCUUGGGUGCAUAAGGGGAAAGAUGGUGCAUCUGGGACCUCAUCUGUGUACACUUCCGUGCACACACAGUGAAUGCUUUAAGUUAUACAAACUUAUGACCUUAAAGACACGAGGGCCAGAGUAUUCUAAAGAGGUGAUGAACAAAGAAGGUGGAAACAGGUGUUUUCUGAGGACCAUGGAGAAGUGUGGUUGAACUCUGGUGUCUGACUUUGAGAGGCGUUACAUUUUUAACAAAGAAGUGAAGGGAUGCAUGCCACGUCCAUCCUGGUCAAUCACCGACUUGAAGGCUUUCUCGUAACUUAUGAGCAGCAGCUUUCCAGCAUCCCUCAGUAGCCUGUGUGAAGCUGCAGAAAGCUGGUGUGCACCUGUGUUCCAGAGUGGUGGGGCUGCUUGCUCUGUAGAUCAUUCCUUUGAGAAGGGAGUGCAAAUGGAGAAGCCACAUAGCACUUACAUAGGAAACACUAGAUAUGUAGAUUGUCCACCCUCCCUCCUGAGCUGCACUGGUGAGACAGCUCACACUGAAUGGUUGAGCACUUUUCCAUCAGCAAGGAUCCUGAGGAUGGAAGUGGGAGGGAACCUAGCUAAAAUACAUGUCCCUUUGCAGGGUGGAGGGCUAAGUCCUCACUCAUUAGAAAAAGAAGCACCUUAACUUCAAUUCCUGAAAACGUUGGUUAGUGGAGAGAAUUUUGGAGUUUCACUUACUAUUUUCCCAUCAGUCUGUGUAUGUCUUCGGACACUCAUAGGAAAGUCCCCAGCCACAGGCUCUGUGAAAGGACCGCACUGCAGGUGUGAGGCUCACUGCUCUGAGCACCAGAGCCCUACAGAAAGAGAGAAUGCAUCUCUCUGGAGCUUCUUCCCUGGCCUUCUACUCCACUUGGGCUUCUGCUGAGCAUACAUCCUGGGUUCCAAAUGCUUUAGGAAUCCAGCUGGCCUAGGGGGCUGACCCUACUGAGGCAAGAAGCCAACUCUGAGAGUAACAAGGUGGCCAAUGAUAAGAUAAUGAAAAACAUCCUCAGCCUGAAGCAAUGGUCACAUAUUUUUGCCUUUGAAAGAAAAAACUGGCAAAUUGAACAAAUUGUAACCAGAGUUGGGUAAUGUCUUUGCCUUUGCCCCCAGAUUUCUGAAAUGGUUCAUACUGCAUUUCUGUGAAAAGGGUCAAGGAAUAUUAAAGUUGCUUAGCAAUUCUGCUCUGUCCAGAUGAGAGCUGUGGGAGAAAGGCCUCCAUGCCUCCCUGCCUUCUCUUCUACCUCAAGUUUUAGGAACCCAUUUCUAGAACAGAAACUUGCACAAGUGGAGAACCACUGUUGUCAGCCUUGGUUACUGUGGGGCUCAAUGAAGGGUGGUAGCUUGUAUCUUUUAAUAUAAAACAAGAUAUGAACUUUUCCAACCUAUUAACUGGAUUACAUUCACUGUGGCUCAAACUGAUUGGCAGUGUGGAACAUUCCUUUACCUUCAAAGUUUUCUCUACCAAUCAUUUCAGUUUCAUUGCAGUCCUGGUGCCAUAUGUCCCCUGCAAAUUGUGAAAGUAAUUAGUGACAAAAUAGCAGCCUACUCCUUUUCAGUGGCCAAACUGUCAGCAUUGGCAGACUUGGGUAAGCUAGUGGUACCAUAUCAUGUAUUGGAAACUUGUUCCUUAUUAUCACCCACCAGAUUCUAGAAAUGCUAUCUCAAACUGUGGCAUUUAUGGUGGUCGUCUUUUGAACGGAACAGUAAUUUAUGUGGAUAUUGUUGAAGUGUUUAAAGAAUAUUUUGAAAAUUAAGUUUACAUUUUACAAUUGCUUUAUUUUUUAUUAAAAUAAUUGUAUAUAAAUAUUACCCUAUUUCACUGUUAUUAAAGUAAACCUAAACCUUGUAGACGAGUGGGUCACCUGAUAUGUAUAGAAGCUGUGAUAUAUAUAUAGUACAUUUCUCUAUUGUGUAAAUGUUCAUGAAGAUAACUGUUCCUGUGUUUUUAUAAGUUGGGGAUAUUUUGUUGUUUUACAACAACAAAAUUAAUUGCAUUUAAA